This is a messenger RNA of Sander lucioperca (pikeperch), 2584 nucleotides long. RefSeq names its product rho-related GTP-binding protein RhoA-D. The record is from RefSeq and is a predicted model, not a curated record. Bases 160 to 741 code for a protein of 193 amino acids. NCBI's taxonomy places the organism in Eukaryota, Metazoa, Chordata, Actinopteri, Perciformes, Percidae. Gene Ontology annotation, cellular component: neuron projection. Gene Ontology annotation, molecular function: GTPase activity; GTP binding. Gene Ontology annotation, biological process: small GTPase-mediated signal transduction. The transcript is spliced from 5 exons.
GAGUAUUUUUUUCCUUUUGUUAUACUCAGUUAAUUUUGCAAUUACCGACUAGCACAUUGAGUUAGUAAAGCGAUUUUGAGGUUUAAAGGAAAAGUAGCUUCAGAAGCCACGUUAGUGAACCGAGAUACUAACGUUACCACCAGCAGCAGCAUCAGCUCGAUGGCAGCCAUCAGGAAGAAGUUGGUGAUAGUUGGGGAUGGUGCAUGUGGGAAGACCUGUCUGCUCAUCGUCUUCAGUAAGGACCAGUUCCCAGAGGUCUACGUCCCCACUGUGUUUGAGAACUACAUCGCUGACAUUGAAGUGGAUGGCAAACAGGUGGAGUUAGCGUUGUGGGAUACAGCAGGCCAGGAAGACUAUGACAGACUGAGGCCUCUCUCCUACCCUGACACAGAUGUUAUCCUCAUGUGCUUCUCCAUAGAUAGCCCCGACAGUUUAGAGAAUAUUCCCGAGAAAUGGACGCCUGAAGUGAAACACUUCUGUCCCAACGUCCCGAUCAUUCUCGUGGGUAACAAGAAGGACCUGAGGAAUGAUGAACACACACGAAGGGAGCUGGCCAAGAUGAAACAGGAGCCUGUCAAAUCUGAGGAGGGUAGAGACAUGGCCAACCGCAUCAGUGCCUUUGGCUACUUGGAGUGCUCCGCCAAGACCAAGGACGGUGUGCGGGAGGUGUUUGAGAUGGCCACCAGAGCAGCGCUACAGGUCCGCAAGCGCAAGAAGAGGGGAGGCUGCCAGCUACUGUGAGGGGACGGAGAUUGUUGGCCAAUCAGCACCUGAGGGAGGACUCCCCCCUUACGCACAGAGCAAACUUAGAGAAACCUUAAAUCAAUGGCUUCCGUGGACUAUACUUACUUCACAGAUGCAGAUAUGCCACAGGAGAAUAUAAAAGACUGACACACCUGUUUUAAAAGCAAAACAAAUCAGCUUUUUUUUUUAAAACUCUAUUUCCUCUACUACUCACUUUGUUUCUGUUUGCUGUUUUCCUCCACUAGCUAGUAACUAGUUUGUGUGAAGGACCUGUCCCUUCCUCCUAUAUGAAUGUAUGUUUGUAUUUAUAUGUGCAUAUACUUUACAAAUAUAUCAUGUCUGUGUUAUGAUUGUUUACAGAGAAGGGUCUUGUAGGUCACAUGUCCAGUGAAUGGAAAGAUAGUUUUUAAGAUUUGCUUUAAUAGUAUGGCACCCCUGCUUCUCUUCAACCUGCAUGCACCACUCAGUGUCCUUUUAAAAAUCAGCCUCAGUCAGGAAUCCACGUCGCACCACUAUUAUUGGUAAUUUAACACCCUCAACGUCCUAUUUGAGCACGUGCGAGUCAGCAGAGCUCCUUUUUUCCCCAGCUUUCUAUUCUGACAAAGGACUAAAUUAAGAGCCUGUUUACUCUGCAUUAAUCCACUGAAACCUAGAUAAAUUGGAGCUGCGACGACUAUUUUAUGGAGAGAUUUUGGACUGCACCUUGCCCCGUCUCUUUUCUAUGGCGAUAGCUUAAGCCGGCACUGGAGACAGCGGUCUAUUGUCAUGGACGCAAUACUCUAAGUCACGCUAACACUGACUCCGACAGACUUGUCACUACCACUGUCUAUCACCAAUGUCUUGCCAAAACAUCCUCCUGUCUGAACUCUGUACUGUUGAUUCAGCUCCAGUAUACAGUCAUUAUGCAUUGCUGUGUACUGAAUCUACAGGUUUCUGGAUGCACACUGUAUACAGUAUACAGUGUUAAUCAGAUUAUAGGCCUAUUCCGUCCAUAAAAGUUUUAAUACAUUUCCAACUGCCUGCUUUAUUGACAGUUCAAAGGUUGUCAUUACCAAUGUGCUAUCUCCUCAGUUUGGCUCAGUAGCUCUCUUUGAAAGCUACUCUAUUUGAAAUUGGGGCUUUGUUGUUGUGUAAGGCCUUUAUUUGACACUACACACAAGGGACAUUCCUUGAAAUGUGAUUGGAACGUUGGAUAUCAGAGAGCGUAGCAAGUGCCCAGUCGACAUUUUUCUCCUGAGUAGCCAUUAAAGAUCAUUGAAGUGGGGCCAACUAAUAAACUGUGGUGUGAUUGGGCCCAGAGCUGAGACUGUUUUUUUUUUUUUUGGGCCGUUGACAGGAGAGUUGAACAAGAAAUUGCAACAGAAUUGUGAUGAAAAUUGUAAGAUCCAACUUUGUCAGUGACCACAAUGAUUAUAAUGAAUCUUUCUCCAGAUGUGUAUUGUCCUCACUAAGUGACGGAAUCAUAAAACCACCUCAUCUUCUUCCAGGCAGCCCUCUAAUACAGUUAAGUGUGUGCUUCUGUAUCAUGGCUGGAGCAAAGAGAUGACGUACAUAUUGCUUAACAGAUCCUGUCAUGAAAGAGCCCUGAACACUGUAAGUACAUGUAAUGGUCCCUGCAUUGAUCUUACCACCAUCAUAAGCUACAACUGUGGUAAUCCUUUUAUCCAGUACAUUCAGAUCCAUAGAGAUCAGAAUGUUGCGGGCUUUGGCUAAUUUCUGGACAGUGCCUCUGUGUAAUGUCCAACACCAUAAUUCAAGAGAAAAUGUUGAUUGUGAUGACGCUUUACAAACAGGAGUGGAAUGUGUUGAAACAUGUUAUUAAAGUAUUUUUGAAUUACUA